Molecule: messenger RNA, 2818 nt
Organism: Phytophthora nicotianae INRA-310
Lineage: Eukaryota; Oomycota; Peronosporomycetes; Peronosporales; Peronosporaceae
Exons: 2
Coding region: 39-2633 (864 amino acids)
Biological process (GO): generation of catalytic spliceosome for first transesterification step; mRNA splicing, via spliceosome
Cellular component (GO): post-mRNA release spliceosomal complex; Prp19 complex; nucleus
Molecular function (GO): protein binding
Source: RefSeq, a predicted model, not a curated record
GAUACAAACAGGUUACGUGUCACUCGUCCGCCUACGAUAUGAUGGGGACGCUACCUCCAACUGCCGCCGACGUGACCAUGAUCGAUGGCGCGUUGUUCGAGUACGAAGAGGAGGCCACACGCCAGCCAUUCGCCGUACAGACGUGGACCUCGUAUCUGCGCGCUCUGACCGACGCUCCGCUCACCGACCGAUGCAAAGUCUAUGAACGUGGACUGCAGUCCCUCCCACGCAGCUACAAGCUCUGGAAACUCUAUCUGGACGACGUGUACGAUACACAAGUACGUGGACAGCGCGUGGACUCGCCGCUUUUCACGCAACUCGUGGCUUUGUACGAGCGCGCACUAGCGCAGCUGUCCACAAUGCCCAGACUGUGGCUCGAUUACCUCAACAUAUUGCGGGAGAUGCGCGUAGUCACUGCGCGGCGUCACGUAUUCGACAGAGCGCUCCGAGCGCUGCCCAUUACCCAACACCACCGGAUCUGGACGCCCUAUCUGACUUUUGUUAAGCAGAUCGGCGUACCCCGCACGGCUGUGCGUGUGUACAGGCGAUAUUUGAUGCUGGAACCGUCGAAGAGAGGGGAAUAUGUCGACUAUUUAGUGUCGGUAGAGCACUUUGAAGAGGCCAGCUUGCAGCUCGUGAAGCUCAUCGAGUCAACGCAGGAGAAAGAGACAAGCACAGACCGCACACAACACAGCAUGUGGAUGCAGCUCUGCGAUAUGGUGUCACAGUAUCCAACGCGUGUGGCAAAGUCGCUGGAUGUGGAGGCGAUUCUGCGUAGUGGCAUGACAAGGUUCAGUGACGAGGUGGGACGACUCUGGUGCUCUUUGGCGACAUAUUUCGUACGUCUGGGGUUGUUCGAGUCGGCACGAGAUGUAUAUGAAGAGGGAAUUCGCACGGUAGUUACAGUCCGAGACUUCAGCAUGAUCUUCGACGCGUACGUUAAGUUUAUUGAGGCCAUGCUUACGGCGGAGAUGGAUCUAGCAGCUGGAGGUGAUGAAGACGACGACGAAGAAGACGAAGUGGACCACCAAGCACAGGUCGAUCGGCUUUUAAAAGUGUACGAGGAUGUGGCAGAACGACGUCCGUUGCUGCUUAACUCGGUUCUUCUACGGCAGAACCCUCACAACGUGCGUGAGUGGGAAAAACGAGUGGAGCUAGUCAAGUCGGACUUGCAGAAGGUUAUUCGGACGUAUGCUGAAGCCGUGAAAACAGUAGACCCUGUCAAAUCCGGUGGACGCUUGCCAACGCUUUGGAUUCGAUUCGCCAAGUUCUACGACGAGCAUGGAGAUCUGAACAACGCGCGCGCUAUCUUCAAGAAGGCCGUGGACGUGGAAUUCCGCAACCCUCAGGAGCUCGCCGCUGUCUACUGCGAAUGGGCGGAGUUGGAACUUCGCCAUGAGAAUUUCGAUCAAGCACUGGAGAUUGUUCGUGGUGCUUGUGCCAUUCCAGCCGCACGUACGAUUCGUCUUCGCAAGCAGCAGUCAUUAACGGCCAAGGACAACGUACACCUGAGUGUGAAGCUCUGGACGCUACGUCUUGAUCUAGAGGAGAGUUUGGGUGACCUCGAGUCGACUCGUGCUGCCUACGAUGAGGUCUUUGAGCUCAGAAUCAUCACACCGCAAAUGGUGCUCAACUUUGCCGCUUAUCUGGAAGAGAACAAGUACUUUGAGGAGUCUUUCCGUGUGUACGAACGCGGGUUGGCUCUCUUCCCCAAGUUCCCGCAUGCCGGCGACCUGUGGCAGACCUACUUGACCAAGUUUGUGAAGCGCUAUGCUGGCACCAAGAUGGAGCGAACUCGCGAUCUGUUCGAGCAGGCGAUUCGUGCUGCCCCAGCAAAAUCCGUACGUGGGUUCUACGAGAAGUUCGCCGAGUUCGAAGAACAGCACGGCAUGCUGCGCAACGUCAUGACUAUUUAUGAGCGCGCGUCCGACGCUGUGCCAGACGACGACAAGCUGUCCAUUUACGAGAAAUACAUCAAGAAGGCACAGAAAUUUUUUGGCGUCGCGAAAGUACGGGAUGUGUAUCAACGAGGCAUCUCCAAUCUGCCCGACAAAUGUGUCCCCAAUUUGUGCCUCAAGUUUGCACAGAUGGAGACAAAGCUGGGCGAAUUCGACCGCGCACGAGCCAUUUACUCACAUGCGUCUCAAUUCUGUGACCCGCGUCAGCACGAAAAGAGUUUCUGGAAGGUCUGGCACGAAUUUGAGGUCUCUCAUGGCUCCGAGCACACGUUCCUCGAAAUGCUGCGUAUCAAACGGUCGGUGGUGGCUCAAUACUCUCAAGUGAACUACGUCGCGUCUGAAAUCGCUCCUCAGGACGGGGAGCCAUCGAAAAUUGCAGGAAUGGUGGCUGCUUCAACACCAGCAGUGGCUGGCGAUGCCAUGGCUGCUUUGGAGGCGCAACUUGAUGUGCCAUCAGCUGAUGAAGGAGACGAAAAGAAGCGGAAGGGAGAGACUAUGGAGAUUGAGACUGAGCGGAAUGUACGCCAGAAGCAGAUUGUGGAGGUGGCGAAUGAAGAAGAAAUUGACUUGGAUGACGAAGACGACGACGCAGAGGAAGCAACCGGAGGAGAUCCCGAUAUUGAAGAGCGGGAGCUACCGUCCACCUUGCUUGGAGGCAGCGCCAAGGCGGAAUGAGGUUAAGGAGCGACAGUAAAGCUUGAUUGGCGGAUCUUUUAACUCUAGUUGUGCUAGUUGUGGCAUGGGACAAGGUUACUCGAUCGAGUAAUCCACAUAACCUUCAAUUGAUAAGGUUUGUUAUUCGGAUACUACAGCAGUGGUUUAUUUUUCAUAACUCUAUUUUGGCUGAAAUAGCAGUGAAG